This is a messenger RNA of Candida tropicalis MYA-3404, 861 nucleotides long. Its product is annotated as putative amidotransferase. NCBI's taxonomy places the organism in Eukaryota, Fungi, Ascomycota, Pichiomycetes, Serinales, Debaryomycetaceae. The record is from RefSeq and is a predicted model, not a curated record. Bases 1 to 861 code for a protein of 286 amino acids. The transcript has a single exon. Gene Ontology annotation, cellular component: nucleus; cytosol.
AUGAGUUCAACAGUUCCAAAACAUAUAGCGGUUCUUGUUCUAGACACACCAAUUCCUAAAGUUGCCGAGAAAUAUGGUGAUUUUGGUGAUAAUACAAUUGAUUUGUUAUCUAGAGCAAAUAAUAAAUCAUCCAUUGUGAAAUAUCAAUUAUGUAAUUCAGACAUUGAUGAAUUAGAUCGAGUUUAUGAAAAUUUACAAAAUAAUAUUUCCAAAAAUUUGAUAACUGGUUUUAUUUUAACUGGAUCUAGAAGUAAUGCAUUUGAUGAAACUAAUUGGAUUUUAAAAUUAGAUGAAUUUAUUAUUAAAACUUUAUAUAAAUUAACCAUCCCUAUUGUUGGUAUUUGUUUUGGUCAUCAAAUAUUAGCUAAGAAUUUGGGAUGUAAAAUAGGUAGAAAUGAAUUAGGUUGGGAAAUUGGUAUUCAUACAAUUGAAUUAAAUCAAGAAAUUUUUAAACUUGAUCAUAAUCCAUUUGUUAAUAAUUUAUUACUUGCUACUACUAAUACAGAUGAAGAUAAAAAUCAAAAGAAACAAAUCAUAUUAGAUCAUUUAAAUUUAGUUGAAUUUCAUCAAGAUAUCAUUUAUGGAUUACCUGCUAAAGGAUAUGAAAUGGUUAGUAUUGGAUCAACUGUUAAAUGUGGUAUUCAAGGUAUGAUUUCAAAAGAAACUUGUCCUAUUAAAUUAUUGACUUUUCAAGGUCAUCCUGAAUUUACAACUGAUAUUGCUUUAGAUAUGUUGAAAAGUAAAUUUGAAAAUGGUUUGAUUACUGAAACUGAAUAUGAAAAAUAUAAAUAUCAAACUACAAGUUUAAAUAAUCAAGGUGAUUUGAUUGGAAGAGUGAUUCUAAAAUUCCUAUUAACUUGA